AUGACUUCAGUCCCAAAGAGCUACAAAGCAGCUGUUUUUGAGAAGGCCAAUGAGCCUUUCGCUUUGAAAGAUUUCGAUACCCCAACACCAAAGAGAGGAGAGAUUCUGAUUCGUGUCAUCGCCUGUGGAGUAUGUCAUAGCGACAAUGGUGUGCAUUCAGGGGCGUUUGGAAAUUCAUUUCCAAUCAUCCCAGGUCAUGAAGCUAUUGGAGAUAUUGUCGCUGUUGGAGACGGAGAAUCAAAGUGGAAGGUUGGAGAUCGAGCUGGCGGAGCUUGGCAUGGAGGUCACGACGGCACGUGCAAGCAGUGCCAGCGCGGUCAGUUCCAGAUGUGCAAGAAUGCGGUUGUCAACGGCGUUACCCGCGAUGGAGGUUAUGCGGAAUAUCUCAUCUUGAGAUCAGAGGCUGCUGUCAACGUCCCCAAGGAUGUUGACCCUGUUGAAUAUGCUCCGAUCCUAUGCGCUGGAGUCACUGUGUUCAAUUCUAUUCGAGCUCAAAAGAUCGUCCCUGGAGAUAUUGUAGCUGUACAGGGUCUUGGAGGAUUAGGCCAUCUCGCCGUCCAGUACGCCAACAAGAUGGGUUACAGAGUAGUUGCUCUUAGCUCUGGCGACGGAAAGAGAGACUUCGCAACGAAACUUGGAGCUCAUGACUAUAUCAACACUUCUCAAGAAGAUCCGGCCAAGAAACUCACAGAAAUGGGGGGUGCAGCUUUGAUCGUAUGCACCGCGCCAAAUCCAAAGGCAAUCGGUCCAUUGACUGGUGGAUUGGAAGCUGGAGGUAAAGUGCUGGUUCUUGCUCCAUGUGGAAGUAUCGAAGUCAAUACCCUCGACUUGAUUUCAAAGGCUAGUUCUGUCACCGGAUUUCCUAGUGGCCACGCAUUGGAUAGCGAAGAGGCAAUUGCUUUCACGAAGUUACAUGGUAUCAGAUGUAUGGUGGAGAAAUUCCCACUCAAGGAUGUCCAGAAAGCGUAUGACCAUAUGGUCAGCGGAGAUGUUAGAUUCAGAUCGGUUUUGGUGAUGUGA
Messenger RNA from Glarea lozoyensis ATCC 20868, 1020 nucleotides. Its product is annotated as GroES-like protein. Lineage: Eukaryota; Fungi; Ascomycota; Leotiomycetes; Helotiales; Helotiaceae. The transcript has a single exon. The coding region runs from base 1 to 1020 and encodes 339 amino acids. The record is from RefSeq and is a predicted model, not a curated record.